AUGGGUGCAGUCGAAUCCGAGGCCACGGAGGUGAUCGGCUCGUUCCUCUCCGAUACGGCGGUAAAGGUGUUUAUCGCCGGCCACCGCGGCCUCGUCGGUUCGGCCAUCCACCGCAAGCUCCUCGCUCUCGGCUUCACCAACCUCCUCCUGCGCACCCACUCCGAGCUCGACCUCACCCGACAGGCCGACGUGGAGGCCUUCUUCGCCGCCGAGCGCCCCCGCUACGUCAUCGUCGCCGCCGCCAAGGUCGGCGGCAUCCACGCGAACUCCACCUACCCCGCCGACUUCAUCUCCGUCAACCUUCAGAUCCAGACUAACAUCAUCGACGCCGCCCUCCGCUGUGCUGGCGGCGCUGUCCGCAAGCUCCUCUUCCUCGGCUCCUCCUGCAUCUACCCUAAGCUCGCCCCUCAGCCCAUCCCAGAAUCCGCCCUUCUUUCCGGUCCCCUCGAGCCUACCAACGAGUGGUACGCGGUCGCCAAGAUUUCCGGCAUCAAGAUGUGCCAGGCCUACCGGAUCCAGCACGGCCUCGACGCCAUCUCCGCCAUGCCGACCAACCUCUACGGCCCCCACGACAACUUCCACCCGGAGAACUCCCAUGUCCUUCCGGCCCUGAUCCGGCGCUUCCACAAGGCCAAGAUCUCCGGCGCCAAGGAGGUGGUCGUCUGGGGCACGGGUUCGCCUCUGAGGGAGUUCCUCCACGUGGAUGACCUCGCCGACGCGGUGGUCUUCCUAAUGGACCGGUACUCGGGGUUGGAGCACGUCAAUGUGGGGAGCGGGAAGGAGGUGACAAUAAAGGGGCUUGCGGAGAUGGUGAAGGAAGUAGUUGGGUUCGAAGGGGACCUCGUGUGGGACUCGACGAAGCCCGAUGGGACGCCAAGGAAGCUGAUGGACAGCUCGAAGCUGGCUGGAAUGGGGUGGGAGGCGAAGAUCCCGCUCCGCCAGGGGCUGGCGGAUACGUACAAGUGGUAUGUGGAUAACGUCAUCGACCAUUAGCCAUCAACUAGUGUUCAAUUGCAUUAUUACUUGAAUCAGUGUUGUAGUCAUGACCAUCAAUUUGCUUCUAGGACAAGUCUAUUCAACACUAAGUACUAACCUAUGUGCAUCGAUAUUAUAUUGAUUUACUUGUUCUAUAAAAUAGACUUAAGCUGUUACAGUGUUGUUGUUA
Messenger RNA from Musa acuminata subsp. malaccensis (wild Malaysian banana), 1165 nucleotides. Its product is annotated as probable GDP-L-fucose synthase 1. Gene Ontology annotation, biological process: nucleotide-sugar biosynthetic process. Gene Ontology annotation, molecular function: GDP-L-fucose synthase activity. Lineage: Eukaryota; Viridiplantae; Streptophyta; Magnoliopsida; Zingiberales; Musaceae. The record is from RefSeq and is a predicted model, not a curated record.